Vicia faba (fava bean) is the source of this 1707-nucleotide messenger RNA. The record is from the annotation of a GenBank genome assembly. Lineage: Eukaryota; Viridiplantae; Streptophyta; Magnoliopsida; Fabales; Fabaceae.
AUGGAGCUUCCUCAAUCUCGUCCAUGUGGAGCCGAAGAAGCAGGGAGAAAACCGACGCAUGAUUUUCUAUCGUUAUAUAGUAAUUCAACUGCCGAACAAGAUCCAAGAUCAUCUGUUCAAGCAAGUUACCUCAAGACCCAUGAUUUCUUGCGGCCACUAGAGCAGGUAGAAACAAAAUCCAGUGCCAAAGAAGAAGCCACAGAUGAAAUCUCAUCGGCUGUUCAGAAGCAACCGCCUUUACCCACACCAGCUUCAGUUGAGCACCUCUUACCUGGAGGAAUUGGGACUUACACUAUUAGCCACAUUAAUUCCUACGUCAAUAAUACUCAAAGGGUUCCAAAGCCAGAAGCAUCACUUUUCACUGUGCAUCAAGCAACUAGUGCUGAUAGAAACGAUGACUCUAACUGUAGUUCACAUACUUCAAGCGGUUUCACAUUGUGGGAAGAGUCUGAGAUUAAAAAGGGAAAGACAGAAAAGGAGAAUAAUGUCGGAGAGAAACCCAUUAUAGGAGUGGCAGAUUCUGCUGCGAAGCUGGGACCGUGGAGAAUGACUGAGCGGGUGUCUCAAUCCUUUUCUAACAAUCGUCAUGGCAGCUUCAACUCUCACUCUUCAUCUCAAACAACUGGACAGAAGAACCAGAGUUUUAUGGAAAUGAUGAAAUCUGCACAGGAUUGUGCCCAGGAUGAUGAGCUAGAAAAUGAAGGAACGUUUUUUCUCAAGAGAGAAACCUUGGAUACUCAAAGAGGAGAACUGAGGGUGAAAGUCGAUGGGAAGAGUAAUGAUCAAAAGCCAAACACCCCGAGAUCAAAACAUUCUGCAACAGAGCAGAGGAGAAGAAGCAAAAUUAAUGACAGAUUUCAGAUGUUGCGACAGCUUAUUCCACACAGUGAUCAAAAGAGGGACAAAGCAUCUUUUCUGUUAGAGGUCAUUGAGUAUAUUCACUUUUUACAAGAGAAGGUACACAAGUAUGAAGGUUCGUUCCAAGGUUGGAAUAACGAGCCAGAAAAAUUGAUGCCAUGGCAGAGAAAUAAUGAUAGGCCAGCAGAAAGUUUUCAACCUCGCGGCACAAAUAGUGGGUCUAAUCCAUCUCCAACAUUGCUGUUUGCUUCAAAGAUCGAGGAGAAAAUACCCAUCUCCCCAACAAUUCCUGCCUCUACUCCUAAUGUAGAAUCUGGCUUGAGCACAGCAGCUGCCUUCAAGACAAUUGAUCAUCAGUCUGGAAUAAUGAAUAAGACUUUUCAAGUUCCUACUUCUUCCCAACCAAAUAUCUUUCCUUCAACCCAAACCAGUGGUUCAGGUGGAGCUGUGUCUCAACUCAGACAUAGAUUAGCAUCUGAUGCAGAGAACAUCAUUUAUCAACCUUCAGUAGAAACUCAGACUAUGACUUCUACCAAUGAAAAGCUGAAAGAGAAAGAGCUGACUAUUGAAGGAGGCGCCAUUAGUAUAUCAAGUGUGUACUCACAAGGGUUGUUGGAUACACUUACACACGCAUUGCAGAGUUCGGGAGUGGAUUUGUCACAAGCUAGCAUUUCAGUGCAAAUUGAACUUGGCAAGCAAGCAAAAAUCACACCAAACGGACAAUUAUCAAUGUGUGUUUCUAAGGAUGACGAAGAUCCUUCAAAAAAUCAAAGGAAGAUACGUUCUAGAGUCGCCGGCUCUGAGAAAUCUGAUCAAGCAGUAAAGAAGCUAAAGACUUGCAGAAGUUAA